AUGGUGGCGGAACUCGUCGGCCGGGUGCGGGAGCGGACUACGGCGGGACGUCUGCUGGGUCACUUCUGUGGCUCGGAGGCCCCGACGAACGUCAGCUCAACCGGUUCAAUGAUGGUUCGGUUCCAUUCGAAUGAGGCAGGCACGGGGUCCGGCUUCCUGGCCGAAUUCGCCACAGCCCGCCGCAUGGACCUGUCGGGACCGUCCGGUGCGAUCGAGUCGCCACUGUUCCCCCUGCAGUACCUGCAGCGGAGCCAGUUCUCCUGGAGCAUCACAGUUAACAGCAGCCAGUAUAUCCAGAUCCGGUUUGUCAUGGUGCAGGCGGACCUGGACCCCAUCGACGGCGGAUGCCACAGCUACAUUCAGGUGUAUGACGGGCCGGACCGGUCGGCGCCGCCCCUGGGCGAGCCCGUCUGCGGCAUGGACCUACCCGAGCCACUCGUCUCCUCCUCCAACGAGGUGCUGGUCCACUUCGUCAACCGACCGCGCUACUCGGGCUCGCGCUUCAAGCUGCGCUGGCAGCAGCUGAGCCAGCGGCCUCCGCCCGGAGACGUUGCGCAGUCCGGGGCCGACUCCUGUGCGUACACGCUGUACCUGGCCGAGGGCAACCGUACCGACAUCACCUCGCCCAGCUUCCCGGGCGGCUACAUGGGCAACCAGUUCUGCAGCUGGACCAUCAGCUCGGAUCCGCACAGGCGUGUUCAGCUGCGCGUCAACACCGUCGACCUCUUCAACUACUUCCAGUGCACCUCGGACAACAUCACCGUCUACGACGGUCACCAGGGGACCGCUAACUGGGUCCCGCUGGCAACACUCUGCCGCCGCUCUGAAGGCGGCACGACCCUGGCGGCUAGCGGGAGCCUGCUGAAGCUCGAGUUCGCCGCGAUGCCCUUCUACCGGCGUCACACGCAGGCCGGCUUCAACGUUACCGUCGAUACGGUGUGCGGCGGCUUCCUGACCGACCCGAAUGGGGUGGUGAGCAGCCCCGGCUUCCCGGCACGACACGAGGGCAGGCUGACCUGCGAGUGGACGCUGCUCGUGAGACCCGGCCGCACCAUCCUGGCCGAGAUCACCGACCUCGACAUCCCCGGAGACUCGUCAUGUCCCCAACGGAUACGUUGUGGGUGCCGACAGGCGUACGUGGAGGUGCUGGACGGCGGCACCGAGCUGGCGCCUAGCCUGGGCCGCCGGCACUGCUCGGACAGGCGACCGCCCACCAAGACCACCUCCGGCAACGCCGCCUUCAUCAACUACUACACCAACGCCACCGAGCCGCGCAUGGGCUUCAAGGCGCGUGUGUCCAUCGCAACCUGUGGUGGUACCUACUACGGCAGAAGGGGCUCGUUGACAAUAUCAAGAAAUGCAUACACCACAAACAGGAACUGCAGCUACCACAUCAUGGGACCCUCGGGCCACUAUAUGCGUCUGUGGUUCCGAACACUGGACCUUGAGAGCAGUCCCAACUGCACCAGGGACUACGUCGAGAUGCGCGACUUCAACAGCACAGGCGAGGUGCUGGGUCGAUUCUGCGGCAGCGAACGUGGUAGCGGCGUGGCAACCUCGGCCAAUUCCGUCCACGUGACGUUUGUAACGGACGCUCACCAAACGGACAACGCGGGCUUUCUUAUGAGGUUCCGGGCCAGCAUGGAAGGUUGCGGUGGCUGGCGGUACGACUCGGCCGGCGAGCUCAGCAGCCCAGGCUACCCUCACGGCGUGCCGCGCCGGCGCCGCUGCAUCUGGCGGCUGCAGGUGCCCGAGGGGCGCCGCAUUCGCCUGGAGACCGCGGACUGGCAGCUGCCGCCGGCGGCGCGCAGCGCGCGCGGCUGCCGCUCUUGGCUGACGGUUCGUGUUGGAUGGAAAGGCGCCUCGUCUCCCCAUCUGAACUUCACGGAGAGCGCCUACUUCUACUGUGCGCCGGACGCACCUCCUGUGAUCAACUCCACCGGCAAUCAGAUGACCAUCAUCUUCUCUUCGCGCGUCGGCAGCACCUCGGCGAGAGGGUUCGGAUUGCGCUACUCGUCGACACGAGCCGUGUGCGGCGGAGCGAUAACCAGCGCGCCCGGCUCCCUGGCGUCGCCCCAGUACCCGCUGCCGUUCGGAAGCCCUGCAGAGUGUCGCUGGCAGCUGACCCUGCCCAGCGUGGCCAACGCCAGCACGCUCGUCACCUUCAACGCCUUCUCGCUGCCCGACUUUGGCGAAUGUUUGCAUCUGAGUCUCCGCGUGAAGCCAGAUGAGCUGGGUGAGACUACCGAAGUCGUCUGUGGAAACACAACAGUUCCUCCACCGCUCCACAUCCCGUUCACAGAUUUUCAGCUGACAUAUGCGUCCCCAGGAGAGCCCUGGACAUCAUUCUUCAGCCUGACGUAUGCCGUGAAGCCGUGCGGAGGCCUGGUCAGCGGACCGGGGCAGCGCAUCUACUCGCCCGGCUAUCCGUCUGAUUACCCCAACGGCAUGGACUGCGCCUGGCUGGUCGAGUUCGAGCACCAGCAGACGGCUCGGGUGCGGUUCGCCUGGGUUGACCUCGGCCCGGGUGAUUACGUGUCGGUGCUGAACGGGCCGGGCUCGACGUCGCCACAGCUGCGCCGACUGACCGGCUCCUCCACGGCGGCGGUGGCACUGCACGGCCAGUCCAGCCGUCUGCUGGUGGUGUUCCACAGCGACAGCUCCGGCCAACACCGCGGCUUCCAGGCCGAGACCGAGUCAGGGUGCGGAGGCGUGUACCACACAAUGGAGGGCGCUGUGGAGUCUCCCGAGUUCCCGGCUGACUACGCAGCCUCCAUUGAGUGCGAGUGGGAGGUGCGCGCGCAGCCGGGCUACCGACUCCAGCUCCGCUUCGUCCAGAAGUUCGACCUGGAGACCAGCGAGGGAUGCCAGAAUGACUUCGUGCAGGUCUGGGAGCAAGUGUCUGCAGAGUAUAGAUCGCUGGGACGAUUCUGCGGAAAGCAAUUCCCUCCACUGAUAACAAGCACCCGAAACAUUCUGAAAAUACGAUUUACGACGAAUAGUAACAACCACAAUGGGAAUGGUUUUAAGGCCCAAUGGAGCGCGAUCUGUGGAGAGGACUUUACGGGUGAAAGUGGUGAAUUCAGCUCGCCUGGCUAUCCUAAUGGCUACAAGAACAAUUUAGACUGCGUGUAUCGCAUCUUGACAAUGCCCCAGGACUACGUGACUCUGAACUUUGUCGGUCCGUUCUUCUUGGAAGACGCGGACGGCUGUCGGUACGACAACCUGACCGUGUUCGAGGGCAACAGCACGGCCGGCACGGCGAGGCUGAGCGCGUGCGGCGACCGGCGGCCGGCCCGGCUCAGCGUGCGCGGCCCGCUCACACUGCGAUUCCGCACCGACUUCUCCAUCGUCGGCGCCGGCUGGCACGCCCAGUACACCGUGUCAGCCUGUGGUGGUCAGAUUACUGAGCCAGGCAUCAUACAGUCACCCAGUCAUCCGACGGAAGUACCACCGCAGCGCCAACUGUUUGUCUACAUGGACCUAGAGGGUGGCACGGGUUGUCCAUAUGACUCGGUGAGCGUCUUUGACGACCGGUGGACCAACCCGGAGGAGCAGGUGGACAAGUUCUGCGGGAACAUGACCACGAGCCCGCCUCACUCGGGCUGCGGCGGCGAGCUGACCGUCUCCGGCUCGGGGCAGCAGACGCUGCGUUCGCCCGACACCGACGGCGACGGCGGCUACGAGGACGACCUAGACUGUCGCUGGCUGCUGCGCGGCGACGAGGGCCGCGUGCUGCGCUUCACCGUCCACCAGCCGUUUAACGUCGAGGUCAACGGCUCCAGCUCGGCCGCCUGCCCCUAUGACUACCUGGAGGUACGUGACGGCCUGAGUCCGGCGGCACCGCUGGUGGACCGCUACUGCGGUACACAGCUGCCGCCGGCCAUCACUGCCUCCUCCAGCCGGCUGUACGUGCGCUUCUACUCAGACAGGGAGAUCCAUCGUUCCGGAUUCACAGCCACCGUCACGAACGUCGACUCUGUGUGCGGCCGGACCACCCUGGCGGCUACCGAGACGGUGCAGAUCCUUCAGAGCCCCGGCCACCCCGCCCAGUAUCCGGCCAACCUACUCUGCGUCUGGACCAUCGCGGCCACCCGGUACCAGACGGUCCAGCUGCACUUGACGGCGUUGCAGAUCGCCGGCGGGCCCGGCUGCGCCCGGGACCGGCUCACGGUGGAGAGGAUCGAUCAGCACCCCGCCCAGUACCGCCAAGACGGGACAUACUCGCACUAUUGGGGCUGGGUGGGGGACACCUACUGCGGCACCACCGUACCGGCCACCAUCUACUCUCCCGGCGGCAGCGUGCGCGUCCAGUUCACCUCGGACAGCACCGACCAGAUGACCGGCUUCCGGCUGGAGUACUCGCUUGCACCAUGUAACCGGACAUACACGGCUGCGUACGGCACCAUCGGCUCAGCCUGGGAGAGCACGGGCACCAGCUCGCGCACCUGUCACAUGCUCAUCCAGGCGCCGGAGGGCAGCGUCAUCACCGCCAACCUCUUCAGGAUCGAGACGACCUACUCGAACGCCGCCAACAGCUGCGACCGGCUGCACCUGCAGCUGCUAGAUGGAAACUCAAGAAGUUCGCCCCAGCUGAACCAGGCUUGCGAGAGCCUGUAUACACCAAUCAGCGUUGUGUCUUCGGGCAACCACCUGCUGCUUCGCGUGACAGCAUCGCAAACAUACAAAUUAUUCGCGAACUACUUUGUUUCUGACGUUGGAGCCCAGUGUGGCGGCACGUUCCACGGCAUGUUCACGACAGUGAUCAGCCCAGGCUACCCGGGCAACUACUCCAGGGAGUCGGUGUGCCGGUGGUCUCUCUCCGUGCCGCCGCCAUACAAGCUCGGGCUGUACUUCUCAGGCGCCGUGGACUUUGGCUCGAGAGUGGGCGGCUGCAACUCGACCUACCUGUCCGUGUUCUCGGUGGGCUCGUCUGGAGAGAGGUCCCUCGUGACGACACACUGCGGCCAGACGGGUCGGCUGGCGAACUUCAUUGCUCAGACAAACGCGGUCGUGUUGGAGUACCACACAGACCGAGGCACCACAGGCAACGGCUGGCGGCUCAACAUGCACGCCGUCCAAUACGAGCCACCAACCGACACACUCCACGUGAGAGACAACCUCACGUGAACAGAACACGAACCACUCAGCUCGUGUCGCACCUGCGUGAGCGUCGUUUUUGCUGUGCUUCCACUUUAUCAAUGUGCUUAUAGCGACGGGUUGCAUUGCAAAUACAUGUCUUACAGUGU
This is a messenger RNA of Pollicipes pollicipes, 5249 nucleotides long. RefSeq names its product cubilin. The transcript has 33 exons. Bases 1 to 5130 code for a protein of 1709 amino acids. The record is from RefSeq and is a predicted model, not a curated record. Lineage: Eukaryota; Metazoa; Arthropoda; Thecostraca; Pollicipedomorpha; Pollicipedidae.